Molecule: messenger RNA, 912 nt
Organism: Fonsecaea multimorphosa CBS 102226
Lineage: Eukaryota; Fungi; Ascomycota; Eurotiomycetes; Chaetothyriales; Herpotrichiellaceae
Exons: 3
Coding region: 1-912 (303 amino acids)
Biological process (GO): phosphatidylinositol biosynthetic process
Cellular component (GO): Golgi apparatus; membrane
Molecular function (GO): CDP-diacylglycerol-inositol 3-phosphatidyltransferase activity
Source: RefSeq, a predicted model, not a curated record
AUGGGACAAAAGGACGCAGUCAAGGGAGUCAACGGCCACAUCGGCGGUGCCAAUGGGCACGCAAAAGCAAACGGCACCGUUCCAACGAGAACGAAAGCAGAAGAGGACAUUUACGAGGAAGAGAACAUCUUCCUCUUCAUCCCUAACAUCAUCGGAUAUGCCCGAAUCAUCCUCGCCGUCGCAUCCCUAUACUACAUGCCCUUGCACCCUCGGACGUGCUCUGGCCUAUACAGUUUCUCGUGCAUUCUCGACGCCGCCGACGGUCUUGCUGCGCGCCGAUAUAACCAGUCCACAACCUUUGGCGCAGUGCUGGAUAUGGUGACCGACCGCUGCACAACCUCUUGCCUGCUUGUUUUCCUCGCCUCGGCGUUCCCCAGAUGGUCGAUUGUAUUCCAGGGACUGAUCAGUCUCGAUUUGGCGAGCCACUACGUCCACAUGUAUGCGACUUUGACCAUGGGUGGUCAGAGCCACAAGAAGGUUGACUCGAGUCGGAGCUGGAUUUUGCAUUUGUAUUACACGAAUAAGGUCGUGCUGUUCAUGUUCUGCGCCCUGAACGAACUCUUCUUCAUUGCGCUCUACCUCCUCUCCUUCUCCUCGCCUCUCCUGUCCCCAUCACUUCUCGUCACUAGCGAGGCCGGCAUGUCAUCCACCCAGCCCGGGUCACCUGCACACCCCAAGCCCAGCGCCAUCUUUGUCAACCCCUGGAGCGCAGGGGCAAUGGAAAUGGCCCGCGCAAACAAGAUGGAUAGCACUAUCCCUUGGAUCUUGGCAGGAAUCAGUUUCCCCGUCAUGUUUGGCAAACAGGUUAUCAACGUCAUUCAGCUGGUCAAGGCCUGCAAGUGGUUGGGCGAAGGAGAUGUGGCCGCGAGGAGGAAGGCAGGGAUCACAAAGAUGAAGAAGAAGAAGGUGUAG